This is a messenger RNA of Suillus subalutaceus, 785 nucleotides long. RefSeq lists its product as uncharacterized. The record is from RefSeq and is a predicted model, not a curated record. Lineage: Eukaryota; Fungi; Basidiomycota; Agaricomycetes; Boletales; Suillaceae. The transcript has 3 exons. The coding region runs from base 207 to 674 and encodes 155 amino acids.
AUAGAAGUGCCUGGGGGGAUUGCUCACGAGAAGCCCUAUCCAGGCAGAUUCAACUCUGACUUAUAGGACAGCUUCGGGACGAUAUAUGCAGGAGAUAUCCCUCAGGACCGGCCAUGUAUCACUCACGCAAGCCCCACUUGGAAAAAUCUGACACAGAUUCACUCCACACAAGAACGCAAGGGGUGUGAUAGUAGCUGAGAUAGUGGAUGUUGGGGUCGAACGGGUUGCACGAGUGUUGGUUCAAGUUGCCUACUAAGACCAAGCGCUACAUGCGUCUCCUUAUCUUUACUUGGCCCUUGAUGGUCCGAUACAUCUCCGCUUUCUCUCCGUUUUCUACCAGCCUGUCUAUGUCGGACCCUGCUCAGGACGCCAAUUGUAUUUAUGGUGCAAUGGGGAGCAAGCGCAUUAUUCAGACCCACGCACUAAGUUGUAAGUCAGUCCAGGUGUACACGAAUUGGCGCUAUCGUUCUGUUGCGGAGGCUGUUGCCGGUAAGUUAGCAACGUUGUCUCCAUCAAUCCAUCCGAUGUCCAUAGACGUGCAUGAAACAUUGUCCGAUCCUGCCAACGUCAGGACAGUGUAUGCAAGAAUAGCUCACUCCUGUGUACCUCCAAACUUCGCAGGAGUGGUUACGACAAUCCAGUGUAAGCACGCCGGCUUACCUGAGUUCCCAUAAUCAGUACAUAUACUGUCGCUGAUGCUGAAAGCUAAGCUUUCAGUAUUUCACCUUUUGGUGUAACGGUUAUGCGGGCGGCAGUCUGACCAUGUUACAUCCAGGCGGCUAUCU